This is a messenger RNA of Oreochromis niloticus (Nile tilapia), 6498 nucleotides long. RefSeq lists its product as uncharacterized. Gene Ontology annotation, biological process: DNA integration. Lineage: Eukaryota; Metazoa; Chordata; Actinopteri; Cichliformes; Cichlidae. The coding region runs from base 564 to 5879 and encodes 1771 amino acids. Gene Ontology annotation, molecular function: nucleic acid binding; zinc ion binding. The transcript is spliced from 2 exons. The record is from RefSeq and is a predicted model, not a curated record.
UUUAAUCAUCUCUUACUUUACUCAGAUUGCACAGAGUGUAUAUUUGUUAAUAAUUUGAAUUAUUUUGGAUAAGGAUAAGUGUAAGAUAAUGAGUAAUUUCAGUUUUACUUUAUAAUUUUGUUUAGCGUAAUAUUUACAGUUAAAUUGUAUUUUCUUUCCUUAUUUAAUUUUUACGUACUGUUCCUUUAAUACAUGAUAACUGGGCACGGGGGGAGCAUUCACGACGGAGAGUGUGGAGUAACGGGGCUCUAACUAGCUGUGGAGUCAAACAGUUUUCUUACCGUGUUUGCAGUGUAACUGAACAUUCAAACGGAUUACUGUGUUUCAAGACUGUGGAAAUAAAUGUUUGCCUGUUUGUUUUUCAACUACAAGCGGACUUUGUGGAUUAUGUUCAACUGCACAAGGACACGCGUACGGCCCGACUACCAGCUAGUGCUUCCGCGGUAAUAUUCGUAAGAAAACUGACUCCUCGCGGCCGCAGUCUUUGGAUUGGAAAUUUAACUGCAACACAGGGACAUGAAAUACGAGGAGAGGAUUCACCAGUCAGCCCUUCAGCACAGAAAAUGCAGCCAGCUGUGGUACAGACUGAUCAUCCCAGAGCGACUACUGAGGAUUGUGGUGGUGAGCAAAACAGGAUGCCCAUCAUCCAGCCUCAAUCAGCUAACUCUGUACAGGUAAAUCAGCCAGCUAUCAGAAAGAACAGCCACUGUUCUUCAGGCAACAGUUCUUCUCACUCAGCGGGUGUAGAAGCUUCACAGACGUUGUUAGCUGUUAUGCAACGACAAAACGACAUUGCAGAAGUCCUUGCAACGCAACAAAGACUUUCUACUCUACCUCCUCAGAACAUUUCCAUCUUCAGUGGGGAUCCAUUGGAAUAUAGACUGUUUAUCAGAGCCUUUGAGCAUGGAGUAGAGUGUAAAACAGAAAGCAGAAAGGAUCGUCUUUACUUCUUGGAGCAAUACACUUCCGGACAGCCCAGGGAGCUAAUACGCAGUUGUCUGCAUAUGGAUCCAGAAAAAGGCUACUGUGAAGCAAAAAGGCUUCUGAAAGAGCACUUUGGCAACGAAUACAGGAUUUCGGUGGCAUACAUAAAUAAGGCUCUAGGCUGGCCUCCAAUAAAGACAGAGGAUGGUGAAGCCCUCAGCGCAUUGGCACUAUUCCUCACCAGUUGUGGCAAUGCAAUGUCAGACAUGGAGUACAUGGAGGAGUUGGAUAACGUUGCCAACAUGCGUGCCAUUGUGAAUAAGUUACCGUACAAACUCAGGGGAAGGUGGAGGAGUGUUGCCUUUGAAAUAGAGGAGACAGAAGCUCGGCGGCCUAAGUUUAUGGACCUGGUCAAGUUUAUUAACACGCAGGCUAAGGUAGCAUUACACCCAGUGUUUGGAGAUAUAAAAGACAGCAAUAAGGCACCAACCAAGUCUCCACCAAAUGUCACUUUAGUGAGGAAGAGUGGCAAGACCAUUUUUACAACAACAGCCACACCUGUGAACCACUCGGGCAGCAUCGAUGCAGAGGCAAAGGGAGGAAAAAAGGGACUCACUAAUCCUACCUCCGCAUUCAACAAGCCAUGUUUGUUUUGCCACAGUGAACAUACCAUGGCACAAUGCAAGAGACUGAGGAAAUCUCUACACAAAGAGAAACUAGAAUUUCUUCGAGAGAAGGGACUUUGCUUCAGCUGCUUAAAGCAGGGCCAUAUGAGUAGGUCUUGUGAGGAGAAAUUGAACUGUGAGCUCUGUUCAUUGACUCAUCCAACUGUGUUGCACAUCAGGAGCAAGGAUAAGCCUGCACCAAAGGAGGAGUCACCAGAACAUGAUGAGAAGCAGUCUGUGAGCAGUGGGUUUGUAGAGACAGCUAAUACACUAUGUUCUGGUACUGGGGCCGGGGACGCAGAUAGCAUCCUUGCUAUUGUUCCAGUCCAAGUUAAGGCAAAGAAAGGCGACAAGGCGGCUAUCACAUAUGCUUUCUUAGACCCAGGCAGCACUGCAACGUUUUGUACCGAAAAGCUAAUGAAUGAGCUCAAUCUCAGUGGAAAGAAAAUGGACAUACUGUUGACAACCAUGGGGCAACAGAAAACGGUCAGCAGCCAUCUUGUUACAGGCCUAGAGGUUAGCAGCCUAGAAAAAUGCAACUUCAUUGAGCUGCAGGAAGUGUUUUCUCAGAAGGCAAUCCCAGCUGAUAAAAGGAACAUUCCACUGCAGGCAGACGUGGACAAAUGGCCUCAUCUAAAGCGGGUGCGAAUACCCUACAUCAAUGCAGAAAUAGGUCUGCUAAUCGGAACUAAUGUACCAAGGGCUAUGGAGCCAGAGGAAGUCAUUCACAGCAUAGACGACGGACCCUAUGCAGUAAAAACAAGCCUUGGCUGGACAGUGAAUGGACCGCUGCGGGAUGGCAAUCGCAGAGCUGCAAGGAGCAAAAUAGUAACUAUCAAAUCAAAUCGAAUAUCCGUGGCCAAACUGGAUGACCUGUGGAAACAGCAGCUCAGAUAUGACUUUCCUGAAUGCAACCAGGAAGAGCAACUGGAGAUGUCUAGGGAAGAUCUCCAAUUCAUGGACAGUGUAACACUUUCUGCCAGACUGGUUAACGGACAUUACUGCAUCGGUCUACCUCUUAAGAACAAAGAGAUUCAAAUGCCCAACAACCGAGUGCUAGCAGAACAGCGUGCAUUGAAUUUGAAGAAGAGGCUUCUGAAAAACCCCACAUUUUGCGAGGACUAUAGUGCCUUCAUGAAGGAUCUGAUCUCCAAGGGCUAUGCCGCGAAGGUUCCUGACAAAGACCUCGAGCGCAGUGAUGGAAAGGUUUGGUACAUCCCACACCACGGAGUGUACCAUCCCAAAAAGCACAAAAUGCGUGUUGUAUUCAACUGUGGAGCUGCCUACCAGGGGUUCACGUUGAAUGGGCAACUUCUUCAAGGGCCGAACCUUACCAGUACUCUGAUUGGAGUUCUCACAAGAUUUCGCCAAGAACCUGUAGCGGUCAUGGCUGAUGUGGAAGCCAUGUUCCACCAGGUAAAGGUUCCACCAGAAGACACAGACCUCUUAAGGUUCCUGUGGUGGCCAAAUGGAGACCUUAAACAAGCUCUGGUGGUGUACAAGAUGGUUGUGCACCUAUUUGGCGCAACGUCAUCACCAAGCUGUGCCAGCUAUGCUCUGAGACGGUGUGCUGAGGACAACAGGGACCAGUUUGACAGUACAGCUAUUGAAACUAUACUGCAGAACUUUUACGUGGAUGACUGCCUGAAGUCAGUUGGCUCUGAGGAUGAAGCUGUGUUGCUUUUCCACAAUCUGAAGGCGGCCUGUCAAACGGGAGGAUUCAGGUUGACGAAAUGGAUAAGCAACAGCCGUGUGGUGCUGGCAUCCAUUCCUGAUACUGAAAGGGCAAAGGAAGUUAAAGAUCUGGACUUGGAUCAGGAUGUACUGCCCAUAGAGAGAGCACUGGGAGUACAGUGGUGUGUCCAGUCGGAUAGCUUCAAAUUCCGAAUUGCCAUUCAAGAGAAACAACCCACAAGGAGGAACAUUCUCUCUACUGCAAGUUCCAUCUACGACCCACUAGGCAUCUUGGCGCCAGUGGUUCUGCAGGCUAAAAGGAUUUUGCAAGAGUGCUGUAGGCUAAAGAUUGGCUGGGAUAGCGUCAUUCCACAACAUCUUGCUCAGCAAUGGAAUGAAUGGCUUAACGAUUUGGAGUUACUCCAGGGGUUUGAAGUUAAGCGAUCUUUCAAGCCAGCACAUUUUGGAGGCACUUCAUUUGCUCAGCUUCAUCAUUUCUGUGAUGCUAGUGAGGAGGCUUAUGGUACUGUAACCUAUCUAGUACAGAAAAGCUGGAAUGGUCAAGUCCAUUGUUCCUUUGUUAUGGGGAAGGCAAGAGUUGCACCACUCAAACACACCACCAUUCCACGUCUGGAAUUAAUAGCAGCAACUAUGGCAGGACGAAUGGACAGGAUGUUAAGGAAAGAGCUACAAAUGCAGCUUGCAGAGUCGGUGUUUUGGACUGAUAGUACAGCGGUGCUAAAGUACAUAAACAACGAGACAACAAGGUUCCGCACCUUUGUCGCCAACCGAGUCUCUCAAAUCCUAAAAGUGUCCGUGGUUUCUCAAUGGCGACAUAUCAACUCACAUCUCAAUCCGGCUGAUUGUGUCUCAAGAGGACAGAACGUAGGCCUUUUCCUACAGAACCAUGUCUGGAUUUCUGGACCAGACUUUCUCACGGCACCAAACAACAGUUGGCCAAAGAAUCUUAAUCAUCUAGAAGCUCUUAACCCAGCAGACCCGGAGAUCAAAAAAAAUGUGUCCAUCAGCACCUUCGCAUUAAAUACAGGAACGGAUGUACUGCAGCAGUUGAUAGAACACUACUCCUCAUGGAUACGCCUUAAGAAAGCUGUGGCAUGGAUCCUUAAGGUAAAGAACAUCUUGCUGGUUCGAGCCAAAGAACGACUAGAACGAACUGCUGACACUGCACAAGACAUCAGUAAAGCACAGAGACAGCAAAGUCGAAACCUGACAAACAUAAGGUUAAGCCACCGCAAAGAAAACCUCACAGUGGAUGACUUAAAAGAAGCUGAACUUGAGAUUAUAAGCCACUGCCAAAGACAAAAAUUUCAAGAAGAAAUCACUGCCCUACAAAAGGGUGAGCCUGUUAAAAGGAGCAGCCACAUAUACAAGCUCAAUCCGCUUCUUCAGGAUGGGAUCUUGAGAGUUGGGGGAAGGCUCAGUCGCUCAGCCUUGCCAGAAGAGUUCAAACACCCCGUCAUUCUGGACAAGAGCUUAAGGGUGUCUGAGCUCAUUCUACAAGAAAUACACAAGGAGGUGGGUCAUAGCGGACGCAACCAUGUCCUGUCCAAGCUACGGCAAAGGUUCUGGAUUCCCGGAGCAAACAGCGCUAUCAGGAAAGUUCUUUCCAAAUGCACUGUGUGUCGACGAUUGCAUGGCAUCGUUGGGCAACAACAGAUGGCUGACUUGCCACAAAACAGAGUUACACCUGACGAACCGCCAUUCACAAGGACAGGAGUAGACUAUUUUGGGCCCUUUGAGGUCAAACGUGGAAGAAGCACUAUGAAGAGAUAUGGUGUAAUCUUCACCUGUUUGGCCAUUCGAGCUGUACACUUAGAGGUAGCAGCAUCUUUGGAUACAGACUCUUUCAUCAAUGCUCUUCGCAGAUUUAUCGCAAGAAGAGGACAAGUGGUAGAGCUGCGCUCAGAUAACGGGACCAAUUUUGUCGGUGCAGAACGAGAGCUUACGAAGGCUAUUCAAGAGUGGAACACCUGCAAAAUAGAAAGCACAUUGACGCAAAAGGGCAUUAAGUGGAUCUUUAACACUCCAGCUGCUUCUCACCAUGGAGGGGUAUGGGAACGUUUGAUUAAAUCGGUCAGAAAAAUCCUUAGUGCCACCCUUAAAACUCAGAAUCUGGAUGAGGAGAGCCUUCAGACAUUUCUCUGUGAAACCGAAGCAAUCCUCAACAGUCGGCCUAUUACUACACCCUCCAAUGACCCUAAUGACUUGGAGGCACUCACUCCAAAUCAUCUCCUGCUCUUGAAAGCAAGGCCAUCUCUUCCUCCAGGACUGUUCCAGCAGGAGGACAUUUAUGCCCGCCGAAGAUGGAGGCAAGUUCAAUAUAUGGCAGAUCUUUUCUGGAAGCGCUGGGUGAGAGAGUAUUUGCCUCAGCUUCAGACACGGCAGAAGUGGACACGGGUGUCUAGGAACUUUGUGCCUGGAGAUAUCGUUUUGCUCGUGGACGAAACUGCACCGAGAAACUCUUGGCUCAUUGGUAGAGUCACUCAAGCCAUGCCGGAUGAACAUGGACUUGUUCGCAGGGUUCGUGUGAAGACCAAGACCAGUGAACUGGAUAGACCGAUCACUAAGGUCUGUCUGCUCCUAGAAGCAGUAUGAGUCAGUGGUAAAGACUGCACUCCAACGGUAUGUCAUGUACUGGUGACCUCUGACAUCAGAAGAAAGAAGAAAUUAUGUUGUAAGGACUGAAUGCCUAUGCUGUUGAACUUGAUCAUUGUGCCAAAUUGUUAAUAAUUGUUUAUAAGUUUAUAGAACAAUUAGGGGCCGGGAAUGUAUAAGAUAAAGGUUUAAUCAUCUCUUACUUUACUCAGAUUGCACAGAGUGUAUAUUUGUUAAUAAUUUGAAUUAUUUUGGAUAAGGAUAAGUGUAAGAUAAUGAGUAAUUUCAGUUUUACUUUAUAAUUUUGUUUAGCGUAAUAUUUACAGUUAAAUUGUAUUUUCUUUCCUUAUUUAAUUUUUACGUACUGUUCCUUUAAUACAUGAUAACUGGGCACGGGGGGAGCAUUCACGACGGAGAGUGUGAAGUAACGGGGCUCUAACUAGCUGUGGAGUCAAACAGUUUUCUUACCGUGUUUGCAGUGUAACUGAACAUUCAAACGGAUUACUGUGUUUCAAGACUGUGGAAAUAAAUGUUUGCCUGUUUGUUUUUCAACUACAAGCGGACUUUGUGGAUUAUGUUCAACUGCACAAGGACACGCGUACGGCCCGACUACCAGCUA